AUGGGUGUCUACGCUUCUCAUCUUCCGCCGGCCGCGGCCACGUACCCCGCUGCGCCGCUGAGCGUCCUGAACGCCACGCUCGGCGGGCGUGUGCAUGCAGCGGUGCCGUUCGCGCGUCCGUGCUUCUCGCUGGCUUCUCCGGGCGUCCUCGGCCACCCCGAUACCGCUGCGUGCGCGCACGUGAUUGAGACGUAUGGAGACCGACACGCAAUUACGUCGCAGUUCGGCGCUUACUUGAAUAGCGGAGGGACAAUUUGUCAAGCAACGGGGCAGCAGUGCCUGUUGGACAGCAAUGCGCCCAACGACACCCGAGCCUUUUUCGCUCCCAACAAAUGCGAGCAAGGGAACCUGCCGAGCUACUAUAUUGACGUGCGCAGCGCGGCAGACGUCAGCGCAGCGUUUGACUUUUCCCGGCGGACGGGUGUUCCACUCUCGGUCAAGAACACCGGGCAUGACUUUCUGAGCCGCAGCGCCGGUGCGGACUCCUUGUCCCUCUGGAUGCAUAACUUCCAAGAUAUGUCAUUUAGUCCGUCGUUCGUACCGUCAGGAUGUAAAAAGGCCGGCGUUGCUGCUGUGACGUUUGGGACUGGAGUGCUAACACGCACGCUGAACGAGUUCGCGGAUGCGCACAACGUCACCAUCCCGGGGGGCGCAGAUGACUCGAUUGCCUAUGGAGGCGGGUAUGUCAUGGGUGGUGGCCAUAGCGCCUUCGCCAACGCCUUCGGACUAGCAGUCGACCGAGUGCUCCAAUUCGAAGCCGUCACGCCCGACGGCGUGCACCGGGUCGCGAACGCGUGCACGGAACCGGAUCUGUUCUUCGCGCUGCGCGGCGGGGGCGGCAGCACGUUCGCCGUCGUCCUGCGCGUGACGAUGCUAGGGCUCCCCCAGCUCGAUUCUCCAGUGGUGGUGACCGCGUUCAAGCAGAAGCCCUCUGUCGAGAUGCAGGCGAAGUACAUUGAGUUCCUUGUCAACAACGCCUUUCAACUCUCGUCAAAAGGUUGGGGAGGGUACAUUGCGCCCAACCUCGGCCUGACGUUCGUGAACCCUUUCAUAAGCAUGGACGAGGCGGCAGAGGCGAUGGGUGACCUGCGGCAGCUCGUCGAGAGCGAGCUGAACAGCACGUUCCUCCUCCAGCGCGAGACCUCGUAUCUCUCAUUCUACAACCAGUUCGUCGUGCCCACAACCCUCCCGGACGACACGCCUUCGGCGCUGGCGUCACGGCUUAUCCCCGCGUCGGUGUUCAACUCGACCUCCUCGCGCGCGGCACUGAGCGACGCGCUCGUCGCGGGUGCACAGCGGCACACGGUCACGCUCCUCUUCGCUGUCGCGCCGUACUUCUUCAAGGGCAACGACGGGCUGACGAGCGUCACCCCCGCAUGGCGCGAGGCGAUAUGGCAUGUCAUCUACAUCGAUUACUGGGCGUACAACACCACGGUAUCCGAGCGCACACAGAUCUAUCAGGGGCUGGAGGACAGUAUGGGGGUGCUGCGGCAGAUUGCGCCCAACUCGGGGGUCUACCGGAACGAGGCGUCGGUGUUUGAGCCGGACUACGCGGAGGCGUUCUGGGGCCCGAACUACGAGCGGCUGCUCGCGAUCAAGCGGAAGUACGACCCAGACCAUCUGCUCGAUUGCUGGAAGUGCGUGGGCUGGAAGGGCGCAUCGGACGCGCGGUACAAGUGCCAGCAACGUCUUGAUGAAUAGCUGGGCAUCUACAGGCCGUUGGGGCUCCGUCGGUUUUCGCGAUAUUUCAAGUUUGGGCCCGCAAGCUACAACGCCCGGGAGAGAGGCGCAGAUGGGCCGCGAAGCGCGGGAUGAUCACCGCCUGCCGCGAGUCCUCGGGAGUCCCGGGGAUCUGUCCAUCGAUGUCGUACUAGACUGAUGUUGGUGUAAUGGCACAAAAGAUCC
Molecule: messenger RNA, 1905 nt
Organism: Trametes versicolor FP-101664 SS1
Lineage: Eukaryota; Fungi; Basidiomycota; Agaricomycetes; Polyporales; Polyporaceae
Product: FAD-binding domain-containing protein
Exons: 19
Coding region: 1-1701 (566 amino acids)
Molecular function (GO): oxidoreductase activity; FAD binding
Source: RefSeq, a predicted model, not a curated record